AUGCCCCCCAGACGAACCCACCAUAAAUCUCGACAUGGCUGCCUCAGCUGCAAGAAAAAGCGCGUCAAGUGCGGCGAGGAACGGCCGUCAUGCGUGUACUGUGCAGAACGUGGUCUAGUCUGCGAAUAUGCAUCUGUGGCGCCACUGGCAUGGCACUCGUGGAAUAUCAAGUUACACUCGAAAGACCAGUCGCUAGGCCCAUUACCCGAUACAACCGGGAACGAGGGCAACAGCACUGUCUCACGAGACAAUCUCCAAGACCAAGAACUCAUGAUGCAAUGGUGUACCUCGACCUACCGCUCACUAUCCCGGAACACGUCGCUCGAAUGGAUCUGGCAGUAUACCAUUCCGCGAGAAUCAUUUCAACAUGCGUUUCUCAAUCAUGGCAUUCUGUCUUUAUCAGCGCUUCAUCUAGCCAUCACCAGCCACAAAGACCAACGUGAGAGAUAUCUAAAAGCAGCACAACAUCACCACACCCACGCCGUUCCAGGGCUUCUACACGCAGUCGGCGAGCUGCACCAGAACAACAGUAACGCCAUCUACGCCGCCUCGAAUGUGAUGAUUAUUUUCGCCUUUGCAUUCCCGUUAAUCGUACAGCCCUGCCAGCCAGGCACGGCACUCGACGAUCUGUUCCAGGUAUUCCACGUCGUGCGCAGCUCAAUGGCCGUUCUCCAGGAAAUGAUCGAUUGGGUUCGAUCAGGGAUACUCAGUCCCCUAAUGAGUAAACAGGAAGACACCACAGCCCUCUCCCCCGAGUUAGAAAACGUCAUACACACCCUCAAAAAAACAAACUCCACUCUAAACCACUCCGACGCAGCAUCCGACGCAGCCAUCGAGCAGCUCAGACCAGCAUUGGGCAACAUGCUCAAAGACGAAGGGGCCACGAUGACCGUGUUCCUGUGGGUCUUUGCGAUCCCCGCCCCAUUUGUGGAGAUGCUGAGGGCGCGACGGCCCUUUGCGAUGGUGAUUCUGGCCCAUUAUGCGGUGGUCAUGUACCAUCUGCGCCGGUUCUGGUGGAUGGGGGAUUGGGGGAGGAGAGUGUGUGAGGAGAUUUACGAUAGUUUGGAGCCGGAAUGGCGAGCGCGAGUUGUUUGGGUUGUUGAUAUAAUUAAAACUGGAGCAUAGGGCACAACCAUGCUGGUGAUCCGGGUGCUAAAAGGGAGAUGCUCCACUGAUGUAUUUGUAUUUAUUGCAUCAACCCCAAAAAUGGGCGAGCCUAAACGGGCAUGAUCCGAGCUACUAGUGAAAAUUACAAAUAAAUGCAAG
Molecule: messenger RNA, 1266 nt
Organism: Aspergillus wentii DTO 134E9
Lineage: Eukaryota; Fungi; Ascomycota; Eurotiomycetes; Eurotiales; Aspergillaceae
Product: Zn(II)2Cys6 transcription factor domain-containing protein
Exons: 2
Coding region: 1-1125 (374 amino acids)
Biological process (GO): regulation of transcription by RNA polymerase II
Molecular function (GO): DNA-binding transcription activator activity, RNA polymerase II-specific; zinc ion binding
Source: RefSeq, a predicted model, not a curated record